GUGUAUAUCUUAAGUCUAUCCUCACCUGGGGUGUUUUCUAUAAGUUAAUGAUCACAUUGCCAAAUCACCAUAAUGCUCGUGUUGAAAUGUUGCACAACAUUUUACUUUAAAAAUAAGCCCUCCGAGCUGUAGCAACAUCGACCUGAUCAAAACGUUGAACGCGGCUGUCAUUAAUUGUAGGCAUACGUUCUGAGGCAGACGAAGCUCCCUAUACUUCGUUUAACGAAGACAUGCUCGGUGCGCCAGAUCGACUACGGUUUGGAGGUUCCAGGAUGUCCCAGAAGAUCAAGGCAGGUUCGGUGGUGGAGAUGCAGGGGGAUGAGAUGACCAGAGUUAUCUGGGAGCUCAUUAAGGAGAAGCUUAUCUUCCCCUACCUGGAGAUGGACCUGCACAGCUACGACCUGGGCAUGGAGAACCGCGAUGCCACAGACGACAAGGUGACUGUUGAGGCGGCGGAGGCGACGCGGCGCUACAACGUGGGCAUUAAGUGUGCCACCAUCACGCCGGAUGAAAACCGGGUGGAGGAAUUCAAGCUAAAGCAGAUGUGGCGCUCGCCCAACGGGACCAUCCGUAACAUCCUGGGAGGCACCGUGUUCAGGGAGGCCAUCAUCUGUAAGAACAUCCCCCGCCUGGUGCCCGGCUGGGUCAAACCCAUCAUCAUCGGCAGGCAUGCUCACGGAGACCAGUACAAGGCCACAGACUUUGUGGUACCUGGACCUGGGAGACUGGAGAUGAAAUUCACACCCAAAAUUGGGGAGCCAAUGAACUUUGUGGUCCAUGACUUUGAAGGUUCAGGUGGUGUGGCUCUGGGAAUGUACAACACAGACAACUCCAUCAGGGACUUUGCCCACAGCUCCUUCCAGAUGGGGCUGCAGAAAGCCUGGCCUCUGUACCUCAGCACCAAGAACACCAUCCUCAAGAAGUACGACGGACGCUUCAAAGAUAUCUUCCAGGAGAUCUAUGAAAAGCAGUACCGCUCUAAGUUUGAGCAGAAGGGGAUCUGGUAUGAGCAUCGUCUGAUUGAUGACAUGGUGGCUCAGGCCAUGAAGUCUGAUGGUGGAUUCAUCUGGGCCUGCAAGAACUACGACGGAGACGUCCAGUCUGACUCUGUAGCCCAAGGUUAUGGGUCCCUUGGUAUGAUGACCAGUGUGCUCAUCUGUCCUGACGGUCGUACGGUCGAGUCAGAGGCGGCCCACGGCACGGUAACACGCCACUACAGACAGCACCAGCAGGGCAAGGAGACAUCCACCAACCCCAUCGCGUCCAUCUUUGCUUGGUCGCGGGGGCUGCUGCACCGGGCGACGCUGGAUGACAACGCAGAGCUGCGUGUGUUUGCUGAGGCCCUGGAGGUCGUCUGCGUCGAGACCAUCGAGGCUGGCUUCAUGACCAAGGAUCUGGCCAUCUGUAUCAAAGGCAUGGCAGGUACCAAACGCUCAGACUACCUGAACACCUUUGAGUUCCUGGAUAAACUGUCAGAGAACCUGAAGACCAAGAUGUCCAACCAACCCAAACUGUGAUGACCUCAUCUCCCAACUUUAAACACACACACUAUUGACAGCAGGGACUAUGGGCCCCGGCCAACACUGAACCAAUGACGGGGGACUGUCUGCCAGAACCCAACCAGAGCUUCUAGAAGACCUAGGACCCUCUGGACUUAAUCAUUCCCCCCACCAGCAGUCUGUCUGCUUCAAGGAGGUGUCUUGUCCAGGGGAGGGGGAUGUCCUCCCAAAGCAAAUGAAUCAUUCACAUCUGAACUACUUGCCAUUGCUGUCCCACUCUCCCCCUGCUUGCUGUUGCUUGGCAAUAUGAAUAUUCAUGUGGACUCAUUACACUCAACUUGCCUCAGAUUUCAUUGCUGUUCUGGACUGUUUCAAUGUUAUCCAACAAUACAGACCAUCUCCUUCUGCAACAUAAAAGCUGUUGACCCCCUCCAACUCUCUAAUGCUAUCUGCUCUGCCCCUUGACCACGCCCCCAACUCACCCGAUGAACUAGCUGCCCAAGUCAACACUGCUGUCUUCCUCAAUUCUCUGUCCUGUGUCCUUCUCCCCCUGGUUGACCCCUGAGGUCCGUGCCCUGAAGCAAGCUGGCCGCUGCCUGGAGCGCCUGAGCAGGAAGUCUGGUCUCACUGUCCACGCUGAGGCCUACAGAGAUGGCCUCAGUGCUGCCAGGUACACCUACUUCUCCAACAUCAACAGCAGCUCCAAUAAGAACUCCUGGACUCUGUUCUCCACUGUCAGCAAACUACUUCAGCCUUCGUGAAGACACCUUCUCUACUCGCUCCACUGAACUCUGCAACUCCUUCCUUCAGCUAUUUUCAAGGAAAAGCUCACCAAAAUACACUUCACUGACUGAUCAAUUUCUCUUAGCCGCCCCUCCCCCCAUCAACCUCCAAACCGUCAUCCCUGAAACCCGGCUCUACGAAUUUGCACUCAUUGACUCUCCCUAUAUCUCAACAUUCAUGUCAUCAACACCAUAACUUACUCAUUAAAGCCUGCCUGCUCUCUGUCCAUCCCUGGAUCCUCUCCCUACUGUUCUCAUUAAAGCCUGCCUGCUCUCUGUCCAUCCCUGGAUCCUCUCCCUACUGUUCUCAUUAAAGCCUGCCUGCUCUCUGUCCAUCCCUGGAUCCUCUCCCUACUGUUCUCAUUAAAGCCGGCCUGCUCUCUGUCCAUCCCUGGAUCCUCUCCCUACUGUUCUCAUUAAAGCCUGCCUGCUCUCUGUCCAUCCCUGGAUCCUCUCCCUACUGUUCUCAUUAAAGCCUGCCUGCUCUCUGUCCAUCCCUGGACCCUCUCCCUACUGUUCUCAUCAAAGCCGGCCUGCUCUCUGUCCAUCCCUGGAUCCUCUCCCUACUGUUCUCAUUAAAGCCUGCCUGCUCUCUGUCCAUAUCACACACCAUCAACCUCUCCCUUGCCCACGGAUCUCACCUCUCCAACUACAGAACAGCUGCAGCCCCCCCCAAUCUUAAAAAUGGCAGGAACGGACACCAUCUUUCUGCCCAAUUUUCAACCUUCCUUUCCAAGACUCUGGAACAGACUGUUGCCUCCCAAUUACAAACCCACCUGCUAGUCAACAACUAAUUCAAGCCCCUCCAGUCUGGUUUCCACCACAGUACUGAAACUGCAUUCAAAGUUGUGAAUGACCUCACCUCUGCUGAUGCUGGUGCCCUUAACAUCCUGAUUCUCCUUGACCGGCGUGCCGCUUUUAACACUGAGCCAUCAGAUUGAGGGUACAGCACUCUCCUGACUACAAUCAUACCUCAUAAACCGGACCCACUACAUCUCCCUCAAUGGCCAUACCUCAGACGCCACUGCAGUUACACAGGGUGUCCCCCAAGGUACUGUGCUGGGCCCCUUCCUCUUCAUCUUCCUUGGUCAGGUGAUACCCAGAUCACCUCGGCACCAAAUCCCUAUUCAACCCACCUGUGACCCACAUUGAAUUCCCUUUCUCUGCAAUAAAACAUGACUGCAACAACACUUCCUCAAGCUAAACAUUAAUAAAACGGAACUCCUACUCAUAGGCACCAAAUCCACCUUUGCCAAAGCUAGCAAUCUUGCGAUUGACACCACUGUUUUCCCCCCCACGCACGCAACCUUGGCGUCAUCCUGGACUCCACCCUCUCCUUUGACCACCACAUAAGACAGACUGGCAAAUCGUCAUUCUUCCACCUCCGCAACACUGCCAAAGUCAGGUCCUCCCUGUCCUGCCGUUGAAACACGCAUUCAUCUCCUCCUGUCUUGACUACUGCAACUCACUACUCUCCAGCAUCAACUCAAGCUCCCUCAAUAAGCUCCAAAUGGUUCCAAACUCUGCAGCCCGACCCCCUCGCUCACACUAAGUACUGGCAGCACAUCACCCCUGUCCUCUGAACUUCACUAGCUCCCUGUCUCCCAACGCAUUGAUUACAAGCUCUUCUUUCUGACCUACAAAGCCCUUCACCACCUUGUCCCCUACCAACCCACACGCCCCUUACCCUAAACCAGGUUCGUAUCCUAACCCCAACCCUCCCCUCCCCAUACACUGAUACAUCUCUCUUAUUUCAGCCCACCCCUCUCUUUUAUUAAUGUUUUUGUAAACUUUCUUUUUUUAAAUUGUAUUUCUCUUUUUUACAAUUGUGAAGAGACUUUGGUCCUUGAAAAGCGCUAUAUUAAUCCCAUGUUGUGUUACUAUAUGUAGGGUUCAGAUGUAGGCUGAGUUGAGUUUAUUUGUAUUUUUACAGGGACAGUGCACAUUAAUCAACGUUUCAGUAAAAGUGCUGGUUUUAGCCAGCCGGCUAAUUUUCAACCGCAGUCCCUGGGCAGGUUGUGAGGCCCUCUUCUCCAUUGAUCACUUACCACUAUGGUCUAGCCAUAUCUUUUGGUAACACUCAGCCAAUCUAAGUGGCCUGAAUCCUAAUUUGAGAUCCACGAGCAUAACUUGUGAUUUUUAAGCAAUUGCCGAGUGAAGUAUGUGUAUAUGAUUCUGCCAUGUAUGACCGUUUUUUUAUUUUUAAUGAAUGAUGGACACAGAAAUAACCAGUGUUCUUUACGCUAAUUGCACUAAGGUCCCCCUAUUUUUUUGUUGUUGUGUGUGUAUAUGGUCGGUCAGUGAGCAGUGAUUGCCAGUCCUGCCUGAGGGUGAUCUUACCCGUCUGUUGCCUUGUCUUAUGUAAAGUGACUUCAGUCUGUCACACCAUUAUGUAUGUAUGUAUGUAUGUAGGUCAUGAUGACUACUGUAGCCUGUUUAGAUUUUGACUGACUUGGUGUCAUUGAUUCACAAAGCUAUACUAGCAUCACUCACUCCUUGUUUGUGGUUAUGGAAGAGGUCGUAAGAUAUUAAAAACACACUUAACACCUUACCCCCUCAUGCAGAAACUAGUGUCAAUGUACCUUCAUCUGCCAGUAAGCACCCAGAACAAGAGGAUAUGCAGGUUUGUACUUGACAGUGUGGUCAGAAUAUCAACUCAAUAAAUGGGUUUUGGGGAGAA
Molecule: messenger RNA, 4961 nt
Organism: Salmo salar (Atlantic salmon)
Lineage: Eukaryota; Metazoa; Chordata; Actinopteri; Salmoniformes; Salmonidae
Product: isocitrate dehydrogenase [NADP] cytoplasmic
Biological process (GO): isocitrate metabolic process; NADP+ metabolic process
Cellular component (GO): mitochondrion; peroxisome; cytosol
Molecular function (GO): isocitrate dehydrogenase (NADP+) activity; NAD binding; magnesium ion binding
Source: RefSeq, a predicted model, not a curated record